AUACUGUUUGUUUCACAUCUUCAUCUUCAGGUGCUUAUGCGGGUCUGCCGUCAUCAUUAAUGUCUCUUCCACUGGAUCCCCCAAAGCCUCUUAUGGACAACUGCUCUCCCAACAACCUGAGUCCUGAAUAUCAGACAGCGCAGGUCGUGUCAGACCUCAACAUACCAUUCAAAGCUCAUGCGCCUCAGAGUGAAAGUGAGCUGGCUCUUGCCAUACAACCCCUCACACUGCAUCCACACCCACAAGAUUUUGUCACGGCGUUUGACGAUCAAGGUCCAGCUGCCCGCUGGAUCGCUGCCCGAAGGGAGGAAGUAGUGCGCCAGAUGACCGAGGCGUGUCUCAAUCAGAGUUUAGACGCUUUAUUGUCUCGUGAGCUCCUGAUGCGUGAAGACUACGAGUUGGUCGUGAACCAAACCACACGUACCGCCAAAGUGCGGAAGCUCCUGGACACAUGCGAGCGGCACAGCGAGGAGUUUUGUCGUGUGGUGGUGAGGAAACUUCAGGACAACAAACAGAUGGGUCUGCAGCCUUACCCAGACCUCAGCACCACCAGCUCGCCACCUCCGCCAUACGUAGCCCCCAGCGCCCCCUUCCUCUCCAACUCCUUCAACAACACCAGAAACUUCUAAGCGUUCCCGAUCUCCAAUCACUGCUCUCCAAUCAGAGCUCUGUGAGUCCUUUUUACAGUUACGGAUGGUUCAUUGCGCUUUUACAUUUGUGCUUCUGCUCGGCGGUUGAACCAUCAACAGUUGUUACAUGCAUUAAACAAGGCCAACUUUGAUCAAACCCCUAGGAUAUAAUGACUUAUAGCAACUAUGGUGGUUGUUGAAUCCGAAGAGUAACAUUUAUGUUAAUAAGUGAAGCCAGUAGAGUGGUAUCAGCACGUCAUGUUUAAACGUUUAUUCUAGACAUUUCACGAAUCUGGAUGUUUCUACAUGGAGAGCUGUGAAGCUUCUAAGCAAUCAGUCCUGUCUUGUUAUCAUUUGCACUUUCCAUCCCAGCAAAUUCAUUAAAACUGAAGACUUGAAUGAGCUGAAGUUCUAAAAAACGUAAUAAAAUAUGCUUUAUUUCCACAUUAGUGCAAAGUCACGGUUCCGGAAUUGAUGAAGUUUUGUGUGGAUCAGCAUUUUCGGUCUUCCUUUUUAUAAAGCAUCAUGACUUGU
Molecule: messenger RNA, 1163 nt
Organism: Danio rerio (zebrafish)
Lineage: Eukaryota; Metazoa; Chordata; Actinopteri; Cypriniformes; Danionidae
Source: RefSeq, a predicted model, not a curated record